This is a messenger RNA of Dentiscutata erythropus, 571 nucleotides long. NCBI's taxonomy places the organism in Eukaryota, Fungi, Glomeromycota, Glomeromycetes, Diversisporales, Gigasporaceae. The record is from the annotation of a GenBank genome assembly.
AAUUCCAUUCAUGAUAGUGUAUCACUUCCAGCUUUCGAGUGGACAGAUAAAUCCGAAAUGGGACACAAAGAAGAAUACAUGGAAUGGUUACGCAAGUAUGUUCCUUUAGGUAACCACCUUAUUUGGCACGAUGUUGGCGGUAACCAUGGUUUAUUAAAUAUAAGCGGGGAUCAUAGGUUACCGUUCAACAUUCGUGGCGGGACAGACGUGGUGGUCGUGGGCGAAAACGAUGUCUCAAAUAAUUUAAUUCAAGAAAACAUCUACGCUAUAUUGGAAAUAAAGAAAUAUGUAGAAAGAAAAAACGUAAUGCAAACGAUUUUAGAGUUAAUUGCCGCAGACUUAACAACAAUAGAUACCAGGAUCGUGUUCGGUAUUUUGUCAGAUCUCAGGGAUGAUUGGAGAAUUUUCUGGUGUGGGUCAGAUAGAAAAAUAAAAUUCUGGAAAGCACAAAAUCGGGCUAUUGCAGUUCAGACAUUAAUUAAACUUUUAGGAAAUACCGGAACCAAUUUGGAAAGUGCGAUUCCGGCCGCAGAACGGGUCAAGAUAGAUACUUUUUUUGAUAAUGUUGAUG